Brettanomyces bruxellensis is the source of this 1374-nucleotide messenger RNA. RefSeq lists its product as uncharacterized. The coding region runs from base 1 to 1374 and encodes 457 amino acids. Gene Ontology annotation, cellular component: mating-type region heterochromatin. The transcript has a single exon. NCBI's taxonomy places the organism in Eukaryota, Fungi, Ascomycota, Pichiomycetes, Pichiales, Pichiaceae. Gene Ontology annotation, biological process: regulation of DNA repair; replication-born double-strand break repair via sister chromatid exchange; pericentric heterochromatin formation. The record is from RefSeq and is a predicted model, not a curated record. Gene Ontology annotation, molecular function: histone deacetylase activity, NAD-dependent; NAD+ binding.
AUGACUGUUGUGAGAAGGAAUAAAGUUUCGAAUAAGAAAGUAAACGUGAAGUUGGAAAGGCAAUCACGAAUUGGAGAUUCAGGAAGAGUUAAAAAGGAAACAGGGAGAAGAAAGAUAAAAAAGGAACCUUUGGACACGAUUGCAGUGAAGCAGGAGGAAUUCAGUGAAGAAGAUCUAAAGAAUUUGAAGCUGCUUGGCCUAACUAUAAGCAAGUUUCGUACUCGAUGUUCCAGAUUACUGAAAGGUUUUGAACAAAAACCAGAAAGUGUUCAGUUCGAGAUUCCAACAACAGAUCUUAAAAGAAAACCAAAACUAAGAUACAGACCUCCAAAUGGGACGAUACUGGAUAUUUCAAAGCUUGAUUUUGAUAAACCACUUGAAGAUCAAAUUGAGUUGUCAGAUGUUUAUUUUCUUCAUCAUGCCAUAACAUACUCCAAGAGGGUGGUAAUGGUUAUUGGUGCCGGAGUUUCUGUGGGGGCUGGUAUUCCUGAUUUCAGAUCCUCUAAUGGUCUAUUUCAAGGCUUGGCUACUAAAUCCUCAGGUUCAGGAAAAAAUCUCUUUGACUAUAAUGUGUUUAGGUCAGAUGGUUCCAUUAAGAAAUUUGAGUCAAUGAUCCACAAGUUGUACACUCUUUCCAAUGAGUGCGACCCAACAUAUUAUCAUCACAUGAUUGAUAAGAUAUCAGAGCAAGGUCGUCUUCUGAGACUAUAUACACAGAAUAUUGAUUGUCUAGACGUACAGUUACCACAUUUGAAAACAAAGAUCCCGCUAACUUUUCACAAACCAUAUCCAAAAUGCAUUCAAUUGCAUGGGAAUAUUCAGCUAAUGAACUGUUCAAAGUGUCGGUAUAUUACACCGUUGAAUGAGACGUUUUUCAAAAAGGCACCUAAUACAGAAGGAAGAAGAUUAAUAGUGAGAUGUCCAGAAUGCCAGGAGAUGAACAAGGUUCGUGAUAUUGCAGGGAAAAGAUUACAGAACGAAGGAAUACUGAGGCCAAGAAUUGUUUUAUACAACGAGUUCCAUCCGGAUGGUGAAAUUAUCGGAAGCAUCACUGAAUCUGAUAUCAAAUCAAGACCAGAUUGUCUCAUUGUUACUGGUACUACACUAAAGAUACCGGGAGUGAGAAGGCUUGUGAAAGAAAUGGCAAGAUCUGUGCAUGCGAAUAAAGGAUAUGUGAUAUGGGUGAAUAUAGAUCCUCCAACACAGAGUAUUGUGGAUUAUGUGGAGUAUUUCGAUUUGCUAGUAAUUGGAAGUUGCCAGAUGGUUCCAGGUCUUGUCAGUCUAUAUGACUACGUUUACAAGCCUAAGAAAAGACGCAGAAAGGUUAAUACAAAAGUGGAAACGUUGAAGUCCGAGAAAAUACGGGUUGCAUAA